Messenger RNA from Sphaerulina musiva SO2202, 1990 nucleotides. Its product is annotated as cytochrome P450. Bases 138 to 1865 code for a protein of 575 amino acids. The transcript has a single exon. Lineage: Eukaryota; Fungi; Ascomycota; Dothideomycetes; Mycosphaerellales; Mycosphaerellaceae. The record is from RefSeq and is a predicted model, not a curated record. Gene Ontology annotation, molecular function: oxidoreductase activity, acting on paired donors, with incorporation or reduction of molecular oxygen; iron ion binding; monooxygenase activity.
GAGCGUACAUUACCUGAGUAUUGUAUUGUAUACUUCUUCUAUAUGGAAAACGUCUGUAUCACUACAUACCUGGUAUACACCGGCAAUACCGACGCCAUCUGUGCCUCACUGUAAACUACUACUGUACGCCAGCAAACAUGGCGGCGGUCAACGAAAGCGGCCACUGGACUCCGCCAGAACUCCAACUCGUGCCUCGCACGUGGUAUCAGACGCUACUGGACUAUCCACUUCCGACGGCGCUGCUCGCCACCAUCAUCGUGCUGAUCGUGACCAGGCUCUCGAGCAGCACCCAGAGCAAAGCACGAACGCAGAAUGGCGCGAGCAUCAUUCCCGCCCAUCCAUACUGGCUGCCGUUCAUUGGUCAUGCACCGCAGAUGUUCUAUGGCGACGGCUUUCUGGAACACCUUCGCGUGCUCUACCGAAAAGGUGCUUUUGCCCUGAAUCUGGGCGGCAGUCGGCAUAAUAUCUUGUACACGCCAGGCCAUGUCACUGCACUGCUCAAUGCGAAAAAGGAGAAUGCCGAUUCCGAGGACGUGGCGAGAAAGCUGAUGGUCAGUAUCUUCGACUUGCCAGUGUACGAUCUCGAAAAAUAUGAUGCAGCCCACAAGGAUAUGGUGGAAUGUUAUCGCGAAAUCUUGUCCAACCCGGGGCUGGAAGGGCUGGUUGAAAACACAGCGGGCCGAGCAAGAGACUAUGUCACCAACCUAGUAUCUUUUCUGGAGAGUCCGGUCGACCAGAUGCCCUGGGAGAAGAACGCCAACAUUACUCUUCUGGCUGAUGCGGCCCAAGGCAGCUCAUCGAACCCAACAGUGGUGGAGGCCAGCUUGUUUCCCUUGAUUCGAGAUUUCGUGGCUUUCACAGCCAAUCCUUCCAUCAUGGGGUCCGAUUUCCUCCAGAACUUCCCCACCUUCUUCGAUGAUAUCUGGACUCUCGAUUCGGGCUUCAUUAUGCUGGCUGCGGGACUUCCACGAUGGGCUCCCAUCCCCACUCUCACCAGGGCGCAUAUCGCUCGCAGGGACAACCUCAAACGCCUGGAAGAGUUUCACGAGAACCUCCAGAAACAUCAUCGCGGCGAACCGGUCGAGUCCAAAUGGUCAUCUCUAGACGAUGUGGGCACGCUGCUCAAAGCUCGAAUGCAAGUCUACGAAAAGCACGACUUCUCCAUCCGCACCCGAAGCUCAUACGAGCUCGCUCUCAUGUGGGCGGCCAACGCCAACUCGGACACGUUAAUCUUCUGGAUGAUCAACCACGUCUACUCUGACCGCGUCCUCCUCGCCCAACUCCGCGAAGAAAUCGCCCCCUACAUCAAAAUUUCGCACGAGCGAACCGGUCUUCCCAUCGAAGCACCUCCCCGCAUCAGCGCCAUCGACACCACCCGUAUCUUCGACUCCUGCGCCCUCCUCAAAAGCGUCUACGUCGAAUCUCUCCGCUUCGACACAGCUCCAUGGUCCUUCAAAGUCAUCAAAAACGAUUUUGUCCUCCAAUCUCGCGAAAAGGGUGCAGAACCUUUACUCCUCCGCAAAGGCGAAUACGUACACGCCGCGCAUGAUCUACACAAUAGUGAUCCAGAAUACUGGAACGACCCCAAAACUUUCCAGGCCGAUCGCCACGUGAAAAAAGACGACGCGGGGAACUCGACGGCGGAUUUGGGCACGAUUCGACCGUAUGGUGGAGGCGCGAGUAUGUGCAAGGGCAGAGCGUUUGCAUUGCGUGAGGCCAUGUUAUUUACGGCGAUUGUGAUUUCCAUGUGGGAUAUUCAGCCUCAAGGAGGGGGAAAGUGGAAGAUGCCCAAGCAUAAAAAGGCCACGGGGACGUAUGUGACGAGUGAUGAUACGAGGGUGUGGAUUAGUCGAAGGAAAUUUUGAUGGGGGAGCGGGGUGAGUAGAGUAGAGUAGAGUAGAGUAGAGUAGAGUAGAUCUUAUACUAAGGUAAGGUAGGUAUGUGGGUACAAGUACAUGUAUGACUGAAAUGUUUGAAAAGAACGACUUCA